Laetiporus sulphureus 93-53 is the source of this 258-nucleotide messenger RNA. RefSeq lists its product as uncharacterized. Gene Ontology annotation, biological process: double-strand break repair via homologous recombination. Gene Ontology annotation, molecular function: ATP hydrolysis activity; ATP binding. The record is from RefSeq and is a predicted model, not a curated record. The transcript is spliced from 2 exons. NCBI's taxonomy places the organism in Eukaryota, Fungi, Basidiomycota, Agaricomycetes, Polyporales, Laetiporaceae. The annotation marks the transcript as partial. Gene Ontology annotation, cellular component: Smc5-Smc6 complex.
UUGAAGCAGUUGGAGGAUGCCUCACAUAGAAAGUUCGAGGCGCUGGAAAAAUGGGACAGUGAUUGUGCUGAUGUCAUUGUCUGGUUGAGGAAUAAUCACCACAAAUUCAAGAUAGAGGUGUUUGAGCCUCCAAUGUUGUGCCUUACAGUCCCGAACAGCAAGUUCGUGCACGCAGUCGAGGUGUGUUUCCCCUCCAGUGCCCUGAAGACAUUCAUCGCGCAAUGUGAAGAGGACUAUUCACUGCUAAACCAGAUGCUG